UUUAUCACUCGGGGGGGCUGAGUGGGCUGAGCUAGUGCAGCUUCUCGGGAGGACUCCGCUUCCCCACUCCGCAGGGUUUCCAAAUGCCGGACAGCAAACAUGUAGCGGCGCGGACACUUUCGAACCGGCGGCUGAUAUAAGAAGUAGGUCAUGGAGUCGAGGCUUCCCCAUUUCAUCCUCGUCACCCUGACCGGCCUCGUCGUAGCCUCCUCCGAUGACCCCCACCGCAAUGGCACCCGCCGCUACGACUACUGUGUGCUGGGAGCUGGCCCCGCGGGACUACAGAUGGGAUACUUCCUCUCCAAGGCCAGCAGGGACUACAUCAUCCUGGAGAGGAACUCGGGGCCUGGGAGCUUUUUCAACAAGUACCCCAGGCACAGGAGGCUCAUCAGCAUUAACAAGAUCCACACGGGACGGCAGAACCGAGAAUUCAACCUGCGGCACGACUGGAACUCGCUGCUGAGCGACAGGCCCGACCUCCUGUUCAAGAGAGUGAGCAGUGACUUUUACCCCCCGGCAGACGCCUUCCCUCGCUACCUGUCCAUGUUCGAGAGGGAGCUCGGGCUGAGGGUACAGUACGGGGUGGACGUCGGGAGGAUCAGGGCGGUCCAGUCGGCCGCAGGAAGGAGCUACAUCCUCACCGACCAACACGCCUCCAACUACAGAUGCAGCGUCCUGCUGGUGGCCACAGGGUUGUGGGUCCCUCAGAAGGUGGAGUUUGUCGGCUCUGAUCUGGUCGAGGGAUACGAAUCCAUCUCCACUAACCCCGACGACUACAAGGACCAGGCUGUGCUGAUACUGGGGAAGGGAAACUCUGCUUUUGAAACGGCGCAGAGCAUCUUAGGGAGGGCGAGUCGAGUGCACAUGCUCAGCUCCAGCCCCGUUCGACUGGCCUGGCAGACGCACUAUGUGGGAGAUCUUAGAGCUGUUAACAAUGACUUAAUAGACACGUACCAGCUCAAGUCCCUUGACGGGCUGGUGGAGGCACGGCUAGAGAAAAUUGUCAUCGCUCAGGUAAAGGAGCAGGGUGGGAGGAGGUCCGGUGGAAGGAAGAAAGAGAGGAGGAAACAGUUGUACCUAACUUUAAAGAAGUACGUAAACACGCAGAACAGCUCGGAUCUAACACGAGAGGAACUUCCGGGGUACCACAUUGACAACUUCCCCACGCGAAAACCCUACGACCGGGUGAUCCGGUGCCUCGGAUUCCGAUUCAACUUCAGCAUAUUUGAAAGCUCUGCCUGCCCACCAAACAGUGAAAAUGCAAAAGGGAGGUUGCCAGGGGUAACGGCCUGGUAUGAAGGGAACAACACCCCCAACUUGUUUGUCCUUGGAACUGCCUCGCACUCCAGGGACUACCGUGCAUCUGCAGGCGGCUUCGUCCAUGGAUUCCGCUACACAGUCCGCGCCGUACAUCGAGUUCUUGAACACCGUAACCAUGGCAACCUCUGGCCGUCAACCAAACUGUUGACGACUCAGCUGCAGGCCUGGAUUCUGAAGCGGGUCGGUGAGGCGUCGGGGCCAUACCAAAUGUUCGAGGUGCUCGGGGAUGUUAUACUUCUUCAUGGCUCUCAUUGCCAGUAUGUUGAAGAGUUCCUACUCCAAGCCCUGCCUGACUUCUCCUCCCUCUCUGGCCACAAAGUCUCCAAACAUGGGCUGAUAGUGUUAGUCAUGCAGUACGGCAAAAAGAAGAUCGACUACCUGGGGCGGGGCAGGGCGGAAACGGACUGGACCAAAGCAUGGCAGUCCAACUUUCUGCACCCUGUUCUCUACUACUAUGACCGACUCCCUACUGAGUAUGAGAUGAAGACACGCCCUGAGGGCUGGCCUUUACCGAGGCCCAAAGCGAUCCAUCACAUGGUGGAGGACUUCCUCACAGAGUGGGACGGUCCUCUGUCCCACAUCCAGCCCCUGCGCCGCUUCCUGGAGCAUUGUGUCCAGACUGACCUCAGAGCCUUCUAUGCAGAGUCGUGUUUCCGCUCGGCCCUCACCCAUCGUAAGCCGCCGCUGUUUUGCCAGCAGGGAUACUUGAACCAGCAGGGAGUCGUGCGCGACAGUUGGCUCCAGCAGCAGAUUCACGCAGCUGGACCGCACACAGCUGAGCAUGAUGAUGCCGGCACAUCAGAAGCCAACCCGGAAUUCCCCAAAUACCUGGGACCAGCUGGAGCAUCCAUGUCUUCAGGACUGAAACUUGACCUAUGAUUGUUUUUCCUGUCUGAGCUGUACGAUGCUGUUUAUGUCUCUUAAAAUAGCUACCUCCAUUACCCCAAAUCAUCUCCUCUGCCAUUUCCAAUUCUCCUCUAAAUUUUAGGAAAGAAUAUUCUAUGAAUCUGUGGUUAGCAUUUAUGUUGGCAUGGUAUCUUUUUUUUUUUUUAGAAAAAGGGUAAUCAUUACUUCAUAAAUCUACUACAUGAUUGAUUCAACCAAAGAGUUCUUUGCUAAACUUAAGUUUGGUUUACUUUGGUUUAGUGAUCAUAAAAAUGUUUUUCUUGGGAUGACAAUCCUAAUUUUAUGCACUUCUUCUUCUGUUUAUCACUCUGUAGCUCUUUAGAUAUAUUAUGGGACUUGGAGUGGUUAAAGCCUGCCGGUUGGGAACCAUUGCCUAUCACUGGAAAGGCACUGUGACCAUUGAGAGUCCCCCUGUUUUUCUCUUGCAAAUACAGUAUUUAUAUUAUUUACAUCACUACAUUUUCAUAUAAAAUGUUACAUGGGUUGUGUUGGGUGCCAAGGGUUUCGUGCAUUAUUCAUUUCUAAAAGAUGUAAGAAAUUAAACAUUCGAAAAAGA
Molecule: messenger RNA, 2782 nt
Organism: Menidia menidia (Atlantic silverside)
Lineage: Eukaryota; Metazoa; Chordata; Actinopteri; Atheriniformes; Atherinopsidae
Source: the annotation of a GenBank genome assembly